Messenger RNA from Carlito syrichta (Philippine tarsier), 1392 nucleotides. Its product is annotated as cytochrome P450 3A4-like. Lineage: Eukaryota; Metazoa; Chordata; Mammalia; Primates; Tarsiidae. Gene Ontology annotation, biological process: steroid metabolic process; oxidative demethylation. The record is from RefSeq and is a predicted model, not a curated record. Gene Ontology annotation, molecular function: heme binding; iron ion binding; estrogen 16-alpha-hydroxylase activity.
AUGUAAUUAUUGUUGUUGUUGUCGCUGUGGUUAUUUAUUGCUGACGUAUAUGGAACCCAUUCACACGGACUUUUUAAGAAGCUUGGCAUUCCUGGGCCCACACCUCUGCCUUUCUUGGAAACCCUCUUGACCUACCGCCAGGGUGUUUGGAAUUCUGACAUAGAAUGUCCUAAAAAGUAUGGGAAAGUGAGUAUGGGGUUGUACCAUGGUCCACUGCCUGUGUUGGCUAUCAUGGAUCCCGACAUGAUCAAAUCAGUGUUAGUGAAAGAAUUUUAUUCUGUUUUCACAAACCGGAGGGUAGGUAUUUAUUGGAAAACUUUUAUUAUUUAUUUAUUUAGUUACAUCUUUGGUGCCUACAGCAUGGAUGUGAUUAUUGGAACAUCAUUUGGAGUGAACAUUGAUUCCCUCAACAACCCACAAGAUCCCUUUGUGAACAAUGUCAAGAGGCUCUUAAAAUUUGAUUUCCUCGAUUCAUUUUUUCUCUUGAUCGCAUUCCUUCCAUUUCUUACUCCAAUUUGUGAGGCAUUAAACAUCUCUUGCUUUCAAAAAAAUGCUACAAAUUUUUUUAAACAAGCCAUAGAAAGGAUAAAAGAAAGUCGCCUCAAUGAUAAACAAAAGCACCGAGGAGAUUUCCUUCAGCUGCUGAUGGACACCCAGAAUUCCAAAGAAACAGAAUCCUGUAAAGGUCUGUCUGAUCUGGAACUCAUGGCCCAAUCAAUUGCCAUUAUUUUGGGUGCUUAUGAGACCACUACCAUUGCUUUUCUCAUUACAUAUGAACUAGCCACUCACUCUGAUAUCCAGAAGAAACUACAAGAGGAGAUUGAUGCAGUUUUUCCCAAUAAGGCACCUGCCAUCUACGAUGCCUUAGGACAGAUGGAAUAUCUUGACAUGGUGGUGAAUGAAGCUCUCAGCUUGCACCCAGUUGCAGUCAGAGUUGAGAGGGUCUGUAAGAAAGAUAUUGAAAUCAAUAGAGUGUUCAUUCCCAAAGGGGCAGUGGUGAUGUUGCCAAUCUAUGCUCUUCAUCAAGACCCACAGUACGGGACAGAGCCUGAGGAGUUCCACCCUGAAAGAUUCAGUAAGAAGAACAAGGAGAGCAUAGAGCCUUACAUAUAUCUGCCCUUUGGAACUGGACCCCGAAAUUGCAUUGGCAUGAAGUUUGCUCUCAUGAAUAUAAAACAUACUCUUGUGAGAUUACUACAGAACUUCUUCUUCAAACCUUGUAAAGAAACACAGAUCCCCCUGAAAUUAAGCAAGCAAGAGGUACUCCUUCGACCAGAAAAACCCAUUGUUCUAAAGGUUGAGUUGAGAGAUGAGACUGAGGAGCCUAAAGAACUGAAUGAGAACCAGCAACCAAAUAUUUUGAUCAUCAUAAUCACAGAUUCAGAACUCUAA